GUUUUGUUUUCGUUAAGUUAAGUAAAAAAUGAAAUUAUGGCGUAUAACGAUGAGUACAGCGUUUUACGGCAAAAAAUUACUUCAUUACGGUGCUCACCUGACAUAUUGAGCUCUCUUAAGGAGAUUUUUUCUAGUAGCAUCAACUCCAAAAGGGAAAUGGAAUUUAUAGGCAAUCUAAGUGAUCUUAUUUCCAUAUUGGAGAAAAGAUACCACCUGCAUCGAGAUAACAUAGAAGUUUUUAAAAUUAUAGCUGAAAAUCUUCAAAGGCAUGACUUAAAAAACUUAAUUAGGAAUUAUGGGUAUGUUCAACACAUUGUUCCAGAAAUUAGCCAUGGGGUAUCAAACAAUAAUCCUGAAAUAUCUCCUAUAUUUCUUCCUAUCCAUCCAGAUUUAAAACAAAGAGUAUAUGAUAAAAUAAGAUCUGAAAUUGGUACCCGUUGGAAGGAAUUUGCCCGAUACCUUAAUAUAAAAGAAGGUCAAAUUGACCAAUUAAAUCUUAAAUAUUCAACAGUUGAUGAGUCUACAUUGGAAGUCCUAAAAUACCAUGAACGAAUCUGCGAGCCUCAUAAACUGAGAACUGCUUUAUGUAAUGCUUUAAGUGCUGCAAGGAGAAAUGAUCUUAAGAUUGAGGUUGAACAUAUUUUUGAUACUCAUCAUUUAAUGUCUUUUGCCUAGUGAUUUCAUGAAUUCUCUAGAAAUAUUAUUUAUAAUGACAGUUAACAAAUUUAAAGCAAAUCCAAGCCUGGGUGC
This is a messenger RNA of Brassicogethes aeneus, 750 nucleotides long. NCBI's taxonomy places the organism in Eukaryota, Metazoa, Arthropoda, Insecta, Coleoptera, Nitidulidae. The record is from the annotation of a GenBank genome assembly.